Exophiala aquamarina CBS 119918 is the source of this 2001-nucleotide messenger RNA. RefSeq names its product 6-phosphofructo-2-kinase. The record is from RefSeq and is a predicted model, not a curated record. Gene Ontology annotation, cellular component: cytosol. The coding region runs from base 1 to 2001 and encodes 666 amino acids. Gene Ontology annotation, biological process: fructose 2,6-bisphosphate metabolic process; fructose metabolic process. Lineage: Eukaryota; Fungi; Ascomycota; Eurotiomycetes; Chaetothyriales; Herpotrichiellaceae. Gene Ontology annotation, molecular function: 6-phosphofructo-2-kinase activity; ATP binding. The transcript is spliced from 3 exons.
AUGACCAGUGCCACUUCAACUCCCUCUCAUGAAGCCGAACACUCCCUCAACCAUGUCGCAUAUCAUUCCAGUCUCAUGCCGCCUCCCAAAACCGCUUUUGGCAGAACUCCGCCUACUUAUUCCCCGACCAAGCCCGCUCCCCAUUCUGCAAAUACCAUGGGACGGGCAUUGACCGAUACUCCUGCCCCUAGUGCCCCUACAAGCCCUCAACUGUUUGCCCGUGGAAGCACCAAUGUUUCGGGCUCGGCCACUCCCAAACUCCGUGCCACCACACUCGACAUACCUGGUCUCACUCGUUCCAAAGUGUCCCCUGACGGUCGCAUAUCUGAGAGAGAUGUGGGUGCCAAGUUGAUCAUCAUAAUGGUAGGGCUGCCUGCACGAGGCAAGAGUUAUAUUGUCAAGAAGAUAGCGAGAUAUCUGAAUUGGCUGCAACAUCCAACCCGAAUCUUUAAUGUGGGAGAUCGAAGAAGAGUUGCUGCUGGCAAGGGCCAAGCCAUCCCCGACAGGACACACGCCGAACUCCGCGAAUCUGUUCGAUGCAUGAGCAGUACGACCAAGGGCCCCCAUGGACUCAUCGACCAUACCGAACUCCUCCCUCCGCCCGCCAUCCGAACCGAGCUAUUUCUGAAUGGCGAGGUCACCUCAGCCUCGCCCAUCAGUCCCUUGCAAAUGAAUGGCAAUGCGCACUCUGCCUUCGAAGACAAUCCUGAACCAAUUCUUGCCCCUGCUCCAGAACCGAUGGACCAAUCAGCCCAGUUUUUUGACCCUCAAAAUACAAAAGCCAAGUUGCUCCGAGAACAAGUCGCUCAUGAGGCCCUGGACGAGCUGAUGAAGUAUGUCCUGGAGGACGGCGGCUCGGUCGGCAUCCUGGACGCCACCAAUCACACACAGGAGCGUCGUAUGUCGUUGAUCAAGCACAUCAGAGAACGCGACCCAAAUAUUAACGUUCUGUUUCUCGAGUCUCGCUGUCAAGAUCCCAAUCUUCUCGAGGCAAACAUCCGUUUGAAGCUUUCAGGUCCAGAUUACAAAGGGAAAGACCCUCACCAAUCGCUGAAGGAUUUCAAAGAACGGGUGGAGCAGUAUGAAAAGUCGUACCAGAAACUCGACGAUUUCGAGGAGCAGCACGACAUGCCCUACUGCUCAAUGAUCGAUGUUGGCCGGAAAAUGGUCAGUUAUCAAGUCAAAGGAUUCUUGUCCAUUCAGACCGUCACCUACUUGAUGAACUUCAAUUUGUCCCCGAGAAUGAUUUGGAUCACUCGCCACGGUGAGUCCAUGGACAAUGUCAACGGAAAGAUUGGAGGCGACAGUUCUUUGAGCGGAAACGGCCGCAGAUAUGGCCAGGCUCUUUCCAAAUUCAUAGGCGAACAGUGGCGGUCGUGGGAACGACGACACGCUGAAAAGCAAGCCAACGCCCAUUUCCCCCCACUCCCAGGAGAUACGACGCCCCCAAACCCCGAAUACACCGCGCAGACUGAGCAAGAAAAGAAUUUCUGUGUGUGGACGAGCAUGUUGAAACGAAGCAUCGAGACCAGCCAAUUUUUCAACGAUGAGGAUUACGACUUGAAGCAGAUGCGCAUGCUCGACGAAUUGCACGCCGGUUCGAUGGAAGGCAUGACUUACACCGAGAUCCGCGACAAAUUCGAACACGAAUACGAACUUCGAAAGCGCGACAAACUCCACUAUCGCUACCCCGGUCCUGGUGGCGAGGGAUAUCUCGACAUCAUCAAUCGGCUCGGCAAAGUCAUACUCGAAAUCGAACGCAUGACUGAUCACGCUCUGAUCAUUGGCCAUCGAAGCAUUGCUCGCGUCCUACUCGCAUAUUUCAUGGGCCUGAAGCAAGAGGACAUUAGUGACCUUGAUGUGCCGCUAGGCGUUGCUUAUAUGCUAGAACCACGACCAUAUGGUGUCGAAUUUAAGGCUUAUCGCUGGGAUCCAAACACGGAUGAAUUUCGAUAUGAACCGAACUAUCGAAUGAGGCGAGCUAUUGACCCACAAGCAUGA